GUGGAUUGAUGCAUGCUCUAUUGUUUUGUUAAGCCACCGCUAUAUUUGCCAUGCACUGGAGAAAAAAACCAUGAAUCUUCCUUCGCCAGUCGCACUGCCGCUAUACCACAGUAUUCAUUCUUUCACCUUCAGCAACUUCUAACUAGAUGUCAUCCAACCCUCCCAAGGGCCUGUCAGCGUCUCGUUGGGCAUCUGGUGUGACGUCGUGGCCACGCCCUCCCCCUACGACAUCCAACAGCGCAAGGCAACUCGAUGUUGCAUUAUCACGGCGGGCCCACCCGUCUUCAACUCACAAUGAUCAACCGUCGUCACCCGAGCAGCAAUUAUCACGUUUCUUGAAGAUAGUGUCCCGCUUGAAAUGGAAAAUACCCUUCUUGGAAGCUGGUUACGCAAUGGCUAUGGAUCGAAUGGGCAAGUCACAGCAGGAAAUCGAUGCGAAUGAAAUUCACUUCAAGCUCGAUUUUCACGAAUUCUACAUGCUGAUCGAGCGGACGAUUGUUCAUCUGAUGGGCGUUUAUGACAUUGUCAUCUACGCCCAGUCAGACCCCAACGGCAUAGGGUACGGGGUUGGGAGUGCCUCCCAGAGUCAUAGUGAUGACUUUCGCGAUCGUACCCAACCGCAUAGGUAUCACGAGAACGUGUUAAUGGCUCUUGAUGACCCUGCCAACCCGCUGCACCAGACAUUAGGACAACCGGGGAUACGCCAGCAGCUUGCUCGUGCCAAAGAGCUCAGGAAUCGAUGGAAGCAUGCUGACAAAGCUGAUACUGGGCGCUUCGUGCCGGCGCCGUUAGAGGCCUACAACCUUGAAGAGAUUUUGCAGACCAUCUUGCUGGCGCUUGAGCAAGCGUACAUUGUUACCGAGGCGUUUGUACGGCAACAAAAUCCGAGUUCCGACCAGACUCAGCCUGUAAGCACUGCUGACUGGACUACGGAUUCACACGACUGGGGAUUUAUUGUUGAUGCAAUGGAUUGGGAGGGGGUCUAGGAAAUGUAGAGGCUUGGUUUCACAUCGGUUCUGAUACCUACUUCACGUCGACUGAUGCUUGGUGCCCAAUGCAAACGGUUCAUUGAGCAAUGUGUUAGAGAGUAUUGGUACGAAGCAUUGAUACCGAGGCCGGUGUGUAGACUAUUGUAUAUUUGCUUUCCUUGAGUCGCGUUCACUUGUGCAUAAGCUGACUUCUGGAUCGAUGAACGAGAAGAUAGAACCUCCGAUAGCAUGUAGCUUCCCUAUCGUGAUUAGAAGAAUUAUAUUUUUACAUCCGUAUGCCGCGUCCUUUGCAGCCCUUUCCUAUCAUUGUCAUCUAUUCACAACCAUCUGAUUAUAACAGCUCUCUUCAUUGUCAGUUUCGGUUUCGCGUAAGGUAGCACAGCUUACCACCACAACAGAUGUUUGAAGGGUAUCAGCCGUAGCGUUUUAUGACCUACGAGCAGGCUUUGUGGACUGGCUUGAGAAAUGCUACAUAGUACCGUACCUAGUACUCCUAGGUACUUAGUCAGUACCUAACCAACUGCACACAUAUGCACUGCCGCUUACAGGGGAGCGCCUGCGCACCCACUACGCUUAGUCAAUUGGAGUA
This is a messenger RNA of Xylaria bambusicola, 1578 nucleotides long. RefSeq lists its product as uncharacterized. The transcript has 3 exons. The record is from RefSeq and is a predicted model, not a curated record. Bases 147 to 986 code for a protein of 279 amino acids. Lineage: Eukaryota; Fungi; Ascomycota; Sordariomycetes; Xylariales; Xylariaceae.